AGUAGUGAGCAAGCACUGCGGAUCUGUUGCCACAGCGGAGCCUACUAGGUCUGCCGGCGAUGCUGUACAAACACCGCCCGAAGUGUGUACAGAUUCCCAGACAGACAGCGGGAGGGAACUGGCAGCGACCACUGGGUUGCUUUAUCACUGGGAGACCAAGAGCUCAAGCGGGGCUUCUGUGCCCUGCUUCUUCUCUGGCCUGAGUUGGAUCCAGGACCAGCUGCUGUGCUUCUGUUCACUCCGGCACUGUCCUCACAUCUCUCCGUCAUGACCCACCUGCUCACAGUGUUCCUGGUGGCUCUGUUGGGCCUGCCCGUGGCCCAGGCUCUGGAGUGCCACGUGUGUGCCUACAAUGGAGACAACUGCUUCAAACCCAUGCGCUGCCCAGCCAUGGCCACCUACUGUAUGACCACACGAACUUACUUCACCCCGUACCGGAUGAAGGUGAGGAAGUCCUGUGUUCCCAGUUGCUUUGAAACCGUGUAUGAUGGCUACUCCAAGCACGCAUCAGCCACCUCCUGUUGCCAGUACUACCUCUGUAAUGGUGCUGGCUUCGCUACCCCAGUGACCUUAGCCCUGAUCCCGGCACUCCUAGCUACCUUCUGGAGCUUGCUGUAAAGCUCUGUUCUCCAAGCCAGAUCCAUUCAAACUCAACGCUCUUAAAACACACACACACACACACACACACACACACACACACACACACACACACAAACACACACAGUUGCCCCCCUCGCCCAUUCCCUCCACCUAACCCUCUUCCCUCUGAGACUCAUGGCUAUCUACAAAAGGACUGAUGGCACCCAGACACCUCACUCCAAGGUCAUUUUCAGAAGGCUGAUGUAUAGACCUGUAAUUUGUGCUUAGCCAUGGGUGGAGCAGGCUGGGCUCCUCCUCUACCCAGGAUCAGGAACAUCUGGGAAAGUAUUGUUUAUGGGGGAGGGGUCAUCACUCAAGUCAAGGAACACUGAUUGGAUAGAAUUAGUAGCCAAACUCCACCUUCAUAGCAUCACGACCCUGCCUCAGUCUACCUAGUAGAGAAUGGGUCUGCUAGAGGGGGGGGCAAAGAUAAUGAACUGGCUAGAAGCAGAGAAAGACUCAGCAGAGCUGUCUCCUAAGUCCAGUGGCUUCCCAGAGCAAAUAUGAUAUGGAAGCCAUGUGAGGAAGCCCUUUGUCAUUUCCACCUAGCUGAGAAACUCUGCCAGACCUGCUGUCAGGGUAGGGAUAGCGAUUGGCCAAGGGUCGCUAGCAACGGCUUCAUUUCCGUAGGCCACUGAGAUCCCUCCAGCCCCAGCUCAACAGGCCCUUUGAUGUCCACUACAGUCCCUCAAUCACACACUGGCUGCUGGGCCUUGAGGCUGGCAGAGACAUGGGAGCAAGUGAUUCAUGCUAUAUGUGUCUGGCCUGUGCACUGGCCAGAGUUAUUCUGGGAAUGGCAAGGAAGGAUCAGAAGCAGGUCAGAGUAGGUUAAUAGGGUGACUGAGACAGGGUGGGGGAGCAGACUCCAGCCAGUUUCCCAGGUCCCCUAGGCAGGUCCUAUGUCCUCCGGUCUCUUGGUAAAUUAUCAGGAGACAAAUGUACAGGGAGCCAGCCCAAGUGCCCGUGAAGUCUAUUGUGGCUGAAGACUGCUGGGUACCAAGCCUCGGGAGAACCCAGCCCAGAUUUAGGAGACACAGAUCUGCCUUUCAUGCAGUGUAGCUGUCCCUGGGAGCCUUACCCUGCUCUCUAACUAGUACUCCAACUCAUGUGCCAACGAGGAACCCCCUAAAGCUGGCUCAGCCCAGGGGUCAGGAUGCUGGCCAGUGUCUAUGUAGUGGGAUUAUUCAUGGAGAGUCCUUGAGUUACCACAUUCUGCUGGUCACCACGUCUUGAAUGUUUUCUUCAGACCUCCCAGUGGUGGAAGCUCAGGACACAAAGGCCCAUCUUGGGGACUUUCCUCCCUGUCUGCUACUAGAGCUGAUGUGGUUUUCUGCCUUGGUUUCCUCCUCCGGGGAUAGGCCACUGGAGGAUGUGGGAAGGUGGGGAAGGCAUCCUGCUGAGGGGCUUGCCUAGAAUCUCAGGAACAGGAACUGUGGGGCUUUAUUUGUUACACAGGUGAAUUGGGUGGGAAAUGGCCUGGAGUUGAGGAGACAUUGACUACCCAGAGGGAAGGUGAGUCUCAAGGGAGGCCAGAAAGAGGGAGGAAGGAGCACACAUGCACAUGUGCACCCAGGCAGUGGCUACAGAGCCCAAAAAGCAGCACUGGCAGUGGUGGGCCCUGAGGCCUAGGCAGGAUGCUAAGAGGAAGCCAGUGCUGCCCCCACCUGAGCUUGCAUGGAACACAUGUAUGCAUGCACACACACACACACACACACACACACACACACACACACACCACUAGCAGCAAGCAAGCAGCCAGCAUUGGGACUGACCAGUGGAAGCCAUAGGGCACUGGCAAGGAGGGUCAGAGGCGGGCCCCUGACUCAGUGGGUGAGGCCUGGGAAACAUUAUCCUGUUACCCUGCUUGUGCAAGUUCAUUGUCCCCAGUUAGAUGGCAUCCUCAGCCAAAACUGGGAGGAACCGGAGAUCAGGUCCUCCCUCCUACCACAAGGGGGUGCUGUAGAAGAGGCUUGGUCAUCUGUGGCCCCAAAGCGAAGUGCUGAGGGUGCUGCAGUGUUGAGGGCAUCUUAUUUCACUUGUGUCUGGACACUGACCAGAUAGGCUCCACAGUGGCCACACUGCCACUCAGCCCUAUAGGAAGCCCCGUGCCUAGCUAGCCUGUCCUUGGUGCUUAGCACAGAGCCCCAAAAGGUGCUCAAUCAAUACAGGGCCAAGCCUGCCAGUGAGGGAUGCAAAUAGAACAGUCCCAGAUGGCCUGUCCUGAAUCCCAUCUGGGGCCAUGUGAUGAACAUCUGUCUAGCCCAGUGCAGGUGGCUCUGCAUACUCCACAGCAGUUGUGCAAAAGUGUAUGGGGUGGUCAUUACUGUGCCUCUUUGACAGGUAAAGACAUUGAGGCACGGAGGAGUAGGGCACUUUAUUUUCCUGGGCCAUUCAUCUUUCCAGUACCCAUCCAACUAUGGGUACUCCUCCAACAGUUCGGGUUCUUUGAGGCUGGGCACCCUCAAGAUGAUAAUGGCUUCAUAAAUCAGAGAAUUUCAGAGUGCAGUGUUGUAAGAGCCAAUGAACCUGAAACUCUAGAACUGGACGUUUGAGGGGCUGAGGGGUAGGCCAAGAGGUAGGCCAGCUUUGUGAAUGGAUACGGAGAGGGGUGCGGCAUGGGAUGGGGUAGUAGAGAGAAGUACAAAGGAACGUCAGCCUUUGUCGGGGCUAAUGCUCUCAGGAACUAGGGCUCAAGUCCACCAGAGAGAAGCGGUCCGUCGCUGUCUCUGUGACUGGCUUCUCCAAAAGCAGACAAGGAGGGAGGCACACAGCCCCCAUGUCUUCAUCUUCUGCAGCAAGCGCAUGAGUUCACAUCCUGAGACUCUAGGAAGGUUUCCAGGACUUAGGUGGCCCUUUGCUUCGGUGCGUGGUUACUUCCUGGUAAACACCAUGGUGUCCCGCAGCACUGAGUGACCUGGGCUCCUCAAGCACAGACUCGUUUUCCAGCUUUCUCAUUGGUGAGAUGACAGUGACAGUACUCUCUCAGCUGGCUCUUGGAGGCUCCAAAGGAUGCAUGGACACGUGAUGCCUGGCACUCCCCUUGGUUGUGUCUCUGCCAACCCCAGGCUCUCACCCAGCAAGGACAUGAAAUCCGAUUUUAUGCCACAGCUCCUUUCCCCCAGCUCCAUCUACCUAUACGUCAGAGCGGUCCCAUCAAUGUCCGUCCCCCAUUGAAUGAAUAAAUUAAGUGAAGGACA
Mastomys coucha (southern multimammate mouse) is the source of this 3836-nucleotide messenger RNA. It is a transcript of the gene Lynx1, whose product is annotated as Ly6/neurotoxin 1. NCBI's taxonomy places the organism in Eukaryota, Metazoa, Chordata, Mammalia, Rodentia, Muridae. The record is from RefSeq and is a predicted model, not a curated record. The transcript is spliced from 4 exons. The coding region runs from base 268 to 618 and encodes 116 amino acids.